Messenger RNA from Symbiodinium necroappetens, 5145 nucleotides. The record is from the annotation of a GenBank genome assembly. Lineage: Eukaryota; Dinophyceae; Suessiales; Symbiodiniaceae.
AUGUAUCGGGUGAAGACUGAGGUUCAAAUCGCACAAGCAUCCUACAGCCACUCAUCUUUGGACGACUCAGCUCAAUUUGUCGAGCCCCAUCGAAGAGCUGCUUUGCAUGGCUCCAGGCGCGUUGUCGCGGAGGACAAAUGGAAACGGGGUAUCGACGUUUUGUUGACCAGCGGCUGGCCUCUGGGCCUCGACCAGCGCCUGGAGGCUGCCGCAAAGCCUCCAGAAGUGGAGGGCUCUCGCUGGCAGGAUGCUGCUGCACCGCCAUUUGCGGAGCUUUGUGCGGCGCUCGAGCCACGCUAUCACAUAUGUGGUACAGCAGACAUCUUCUACCAACGGACGCCAUUUAAGGCACUGCGGAGGGAGCAUGCCUGUCGCUGUAUAGGCCUCGGUCGCGUUGGGAGCACCUCGAAGCAGCGGAAGUGGCUCCACGCUUUCUCGCUCAGUCCCAUGGACUGCAUGAAGAAAGAGGACCUCAGGCUGUUGCCUUCAGGCACCGGCGCCUGCCCCUUCGCGGCACCUGCGGCCCGGCGGGCAGAGGCAGAGGUCUCCGCCAGCCGGCCCGAGAAGCUUGCCAAGGACCACGGGGCCGGAGAGGCCGCCUUGGCUGCGCUGAUGGCCGGGGAUGCCCCCGCCUUUCAGAAGGCCCUGCUGGCCUUGAAGGAGAGCGUGGUGUGGAUGGGCAACGUGAAUGCGGAGGUGGAGCGGCCCAGCAAGAAGGCGAAGACCGAGGAAGAGCCGAGGGAAGCUCCGCUGCUUGCGGGACCUUCGCCCGUCUCCAGCGAGAGGGACCCGGCCGAGGACGAGGAGGAGGAGGACGCGGCCGAGGCGGCUGCUGCUCGCCAGCAGGCGCAGGAGAAUCUGAGCAAGCCGCCCAAGAAGGGCAUCGUACGAUAUACCUUCAGAGACGAAGGUUUGCUUGGGAUACGCUUGUCCCGAGACGUGCCUCCUUGGAUUUUGGAGGUUAGGGAAGGGACUCUCUCGUACAGAAAGAACCCUCGCGUUCCAGUCGGUGGGGUCGUCAUCGCCAUCAAUGGUUAUGACCUGUCCAGCAAAGAGAACCCAUCGGCCAUCAAAGCUGGCAAAGAGGCCGGUCGUUCUGGACGUCGACUGGCCCAUCGAUAUACCGAUGCCUGCUGCAAGCUCUGCUUAGAGCGGAAAAAUCAAGCUAUGCACAUAGGGCCUCUGAAUCUGAGCCUGCGAAAGAGAAAAGAGAAAGUGUUUCACCGGAUAAGAGCCAUCUUUGCGCUGUUUUCUUUUCUUGGCAUCGCUGCUCUUAGCUGGGCCGACGCCCGUGACCACGAGGAGGCUUGCAAGUUUUCACCUGCAGGCUGGUUGGUGGGGUUCGGCAUGGACAGUGGAGGGCCAGGCGCGGCGCAGGCUGCGCAUGCCCAGGCGGGGCAGCAAGGUGGAACAGUUCCACUUGAGCAGGUGGACCGGCUUCUGAGGCAGCGGCUGGAACAAGCUUUCAAUGGUGUUUUCGGCGAACUUUUGGCCACAACGGAAAAGGCGGCGGCAGCUGCAGAGGCAAGCGCGAGCUCACACAAGACAGAAAGUAUGAUGAAGGGCCUGAAGGUAGACACUUUCAAGCCCACCACCAGAGAGGAGGAGCUUCGUGGAUGGAAAGAGUGGUGGUUUGGGUUUUCUACUUAUGUGUGUGGGCACGACCCUGCCUACGAAGAUGAUUUCAAGGCAAUCGACCUCAGUGUGGAGGUGGACCACAGUCUAAUGAGCGACCCCGAGGUCGAACAAAGCAGGAAACUUUACAGCCUGCUUUGUUUUUUGCUCAAGGGGCGACCUUUGCUGUUGAUCAAAGGGCUGGAGUCCUCAAAGAACGGCAUCGAAGCUGUUCGUCUACUGCGUCUUGCCAUGGAGCCGCAGGAGAAGACGCGCAGCCUUGCAUUAUUGAGGCAAUUGGCUACAUGGACCUUUCAGAGUGGCGUCGGGCUACAGGAGCAGAUUGUGAAGUACGAGGAAGCUUUGAAAAUGUAUGAAGACGCAAGUGGCAAGGAGUAUCCCCAGGAAAUGGUUCUGGCGACGGUGGUGAAUGGUCUGAUGGACCCGCUUCGCAGUCAGGUGCAAAUGCGCCUGACCAACCGCACCACCUAUGCUGAGGUGAAAGAAUGGGUCAUGCAGUUUGAAAAUCUCAACGCCCCGUGGAGCUCUUCGCUGCAAGGUGGCCGCGGAGGAAGACGAGACGAGCCGCAACCCAUGGAGAUUCAAGAGCAACAAGGGCAAGGAAAGGGCUGGAACUCCUGGAACAGCUGGAGCGACGGCGGUGGCAAGUGGAAACAGCAGGCUGGAACGUGGAAGCAGUACAGUGACAACAAGGGCAAGAAUGGAAAAGGAAAGGGCGGUGGAGCAGCAAGUGUCAUCGGCGAGUUCGGCGGCUGGUGCUUCUACGGCGGCUUCGUCUUUGCCUUCGUCUGGCCCGAGGUUCUUAUGAUUAGUGCGGUUGACCUGGCUGCUUUCCCCGCGGUGCAGACCACUGUGGAGGAGGACAUCCUUGACAUCCCGGCCGGUGUCCCUGUCUUCUCCAUGGACCACACUGACGGCGACGGCCUAUACACCUUGGAGGUGGAUGUUGUCAUUGACAGCGGGGCCGAUGUUUCAGUUGCCCCUCUUCGCUUCAAGGCCUUUGGCUGCCCUACCAGGCUGUCGGGGAUCCUUAUGCAGGACGCCCAGGGCCGGCAGAUAGCUGAGGUCGACACGAGGAUCCUUGAGGUGGGGAUCAAGACCUUGGCCGGCGACGAGGUGACGAUCAGGGAGCGCUUCUGCAUAGCAAAGGUGCGGUCAACAAUCACUUCCUUGGGCCGGCUACUUCGUGCAGGCUGGCUUCUUGGAGAUGAAGGAGGGAGGCCGGUUAUACACAAAGGCCCCCACAAAGUCCCAAUACGCUUGUGGCGCAAUACUCUCACAGUUGGCGCCAUGAUCUCCGAGGUGACCGCGCCGGCCGACCACGAGGAGCCCGAAGACCACGAGAAGCCCGAGGACCGCGAGGUUGAGCCGGAGAAUGAGGGCAACAGAGGAAAGGAACGAGAGGCCAGACGGGGCAUCAACAUGCUGACUUUCGACGAUAUCGGCCCCUUGCUUCCUGAACUUGAAGAUGUUGUUCAGGUGCCUGGGUGGCACAUUGUUCCCAGCGGUCUUCCCGUGCCGGCGACCCACGCCACAGAGGAACUCGAGCUAGAACGUCCCCUAUGGAAUGUCAGCGAUUGGAGCUGGCUGGCCGUCUUUGUCAAGAUCGAGGCUAGCAAGGGCCUUCCCAAGGUCCUGGCUGAAAUCGACGAGGAGCUGGCCGGGAAACAUGACACGGUGAUGGUGCUGCAUGUGGACGAGCUGCCAAGGAACCUGACAGAGCCCAGGGAUUACUUCAAGGAGCCGUUCGCGAUGGAGGUUGUCGGCGAGGGGCGCACCCACGAGAAGGAGCAGCCCGAUGACAUUGAAGAGUUGGAAGGGGUGCGGCUGGAACAAGCCACGGCCAUGAAAGAGCUUCAGCGACAAGAUGGGUCUUCCCAAGUCCGGGCAGUCGCGAGGAAGAUGUACCAAGAGGCUGAGCGGAUCCCGGACAUGCCAAAGCUGCCUAAGCUGCCAAGUGUGAUGCAACAGCAGUUGCCCAAUGAAGUGAGGAAAACGCCAAAGAUAGAGAUCGACAACUGCUACACCUUCACGAAGCAUCGUCAUGAACUGCAAGAAAGCGAAGAUGAUGGACCCAGGGCCCCAGACGCCCAGGGCGAGGGAGAUGGAGAUGAUGCCGCCCGCAGUCCCGAAGCCGAGGCUGAGGAGCUCAAGGUUGCCCCUGGCCAGAGCGUGCUCUUUCAAGGGGACCCUGAACCCUCGAUUCGGCAAGUCAUCAAUGCAUGUGAGGCCUGUCGCUCCAGAGUAGGAUUAGAGCCUCAAUCGCCUCAAUCGAAGGCCACAGACACGUUUACCCCUGGGUCAUGCGACAUGCUGGGUGUCAAGGAAUGGGGCACACCUGAUCGGAACGGCCGAGAGGAUCCACGAAACCCGCUCCGAACGGAUGAAGGCCUGGGCCUGGGCCUGGACCUGAUGAAGCGGCGUCGGACCCUUCCUCAAGCCCAAGUUCGCGCGGUGGCAGAGGAGGUGACCAAGACAACAGCCAACAGGCACGAGAACCAAGCAGACCACAGGAGGAAUCACAACAGCGACUUCAAGCACAAGGGGGUGACCACAGCCAACAGGCACGAGAACCGACCAGACUACAGGAGGAAUCACGACAGCGACUUCAAGCACAAGGGGGCGAAGCUGGCAUGGAUGUCAGUGGGAGUGGUGGGGUCGCAAGGGAAAGGGCAGAGGAGCUUGUCGGGCUUGACUGACGGCUGGGACCCUCAAGUCGAAGAGGUCUUGGAGGAGGAAUGGUACAACGUAGAUGGUCUAGAUGAGAACGAGGACCUCUCCCAGCACGAGCUCUUGACUACCAAGCUGGACGCCUACCUCAACGUGGACCAGCCGAGCAAGGUGAUUAUCCAGGUGAGCGCCGACCUCUUCGAGGAGGGUGGCUCAGGCUCAAGGACCCUCGUGCUCGAGAAGCUGUUGCCGGGGCAAAGAGUGGGAGCUAGCAGCUGGUACGAGAUGGCCAAGAGCAUCCUAGAAGAAGCAAAGAUGGUGAGCUUUUCAAAGGAGGCGACGGUGUUCAAGGCGAUAGGUGGCGAAAAGAGCGCAAUGAUCUUGCAUGCAGAUGACGGUCUGCUCGCCUCCACCAAGCCUGAGCGAGAGCAGAUGAUUGGAGUUUUCGCCAACAAGGUCAAAGUUCAAGUUGGCUCCCCCAUGGUGGAAGAAGGAGAUAUGUGCGAGUUCUUGAAACGAAAGUACGUGCAUGUUGCAAGGGGAGUGGCGGUGUACUCCAACGGCAAGUACCUCGAGGCCCUCCUCAAAGCAGCCGGCAACAACAUCAAGAGGAGAGACAGCCCAGCGGACCAGACCUUCCAGGAGCCGGACGACACGAAGGAGCUCGACCCAAGGGGUGCGAAAAUGUUCAAGGAGUGCGUGGGCCGACUCUUGUAUUUAUCGCAUUCCCGACCUGACAUUCAAAUGGAGGUCAAGGCGAAGCAGAACGAGCAUCCAGCUCUACGUGGGAGGUGGACUGGUUGGCAGCAUGGUCCGCAGCCAACGGUCCAUCGCCCGUAG